Messenger RNA from Pyricularia oryzae 70-15, 207 nucleotides. RefSeq lists its product as uncharacterized. Lineage: Eukaryota; Fungi; Ascomycota; Sordariomycetes; Magnaporthales; Pyriculariaceae. The transcript has 3 exons. The record is from RefSeq and is a predicted model, not a curated record. Bases 1 to 207 code for a protein of 68 amino acids.
AUGCAGUUUCCUCAAAUCUUUAUUAUUAUUGCGACCGUCUUUGCUGCCGCUGCGCAAGCGUCCUGCACCGACCCGGUCAAGGGAGAAUGCCCAAAGACCCCCGGUGUCAGUCUAUUUUCUUGCAGAGUAGAUGGAAAGAUCGCAAAAUGCUGCGAUAGUUUCGUCAAGUGCCCAAUGCAAGUCGUUGUGGCGCCCAACCGCGCCUGA